This is a messenger RNA of Triticum aestivum (bread wheat), 2991 nucleotides long. Its product is annotated as disease resistance protein RGA5. The record is from RefSeq and is a predicted model, not a curated record. Gene Ontology annotation, molecular function: ATP hydrolysis activity; ADP binding. The transcript has 3 exons. The coding region runs from base 90 to 2651 and encodes 853 amino acids. NCBI's taxonomy places the organism in Eukaryota, Viridiplantae, Streptophyta, Magnoliopsida, Poales, Poaceae. Gene Ontology annotation, biological process: defense response to other organism.
ACCACAUCCCCACCCAUCACCCAUCAUCCAUAUAGAAAAAGGAUAAAACGGAUCGAGAUCCCACUGCUGAGCUAAGCAACACUGCAACGAUGGAGGAGGAGGGCCUGGUGAGCGCGGCGACGGGGGCGCUGCAGCCCGCCCUGGGAAAGCUGGCCGCUCUGCUCGGCGACGACGAGGACAAGCGCUUGCGCGGCGAGGCCGAGCUCCUCACCCGCGAGCUCGCCGCCAUGGACGCGUUCCUCCUCGCCAAGUCGUCGUCGUCGUCGUCGGAUCUCAUUCCCAGCGCGCAGGACAAGGCCUGCAUGCACGAGAUUCGGGAGCUGUCCUACGACAUCGACGACGACCUCCACGACUUCAUGGAGGCUAGCGUCUGCGACAAAUCCGCCGAGCUGGCCGGACUCUUGGACAAGAUGAAGGCCAUCCUGGGCCGGACCAAGGCUCGCCACGAGAUGAUCGCCAAGGCCGUCGAUGAUCUCAAGGAGCGAGUGGCCCAGGUCGCCGAGAGGCACAGCCACAAGAGGUCCAAGGUCGAUCGCAGGGCUCCCGCCAUCCUCGACGACGCGCCCAAGCUCGUCGGCGUUGAUGGGCCCAAGGAAGAGCUCAUCCAACUACUCUCCGGUUCUGUUGAGUCAACGCAACAGCAGCCAACCCCAAAUUUGGUGGCUAUUGUUGGGUCCGGAGGAACGGGCAAGACAACCCUUGCAAACCAAGUGUACCAAGAGCUCGAAGGCCAGCUGGAUUGCCAUGCUUUCUGUUCCGUGCGACGGAAUCCAGACAAGGCCCGGGUUUUGCGCUCCAUUUACAAUCAGCUCUAUUCUUCUUACAAUAACCUCGACCGUCUAUCUUCUCCUCGCCCUGGCGUGAGGGAUUUGCCCGGACUUAUCACCAUGAUUUCAGACUACCUCGAAAACAGAAGGUGUAUUAUUGUACUUGAUGAUAUAUGGGAUGUGGAAAUAUUGAAGGUUAUUGAGUGUGCAUUUCCCACAGCCAGUUCCGGUAGUAAAAUAAUAAUCACUACACGUAUACAUGCUGUCGCUCAAUCAUGUUGUUCAACUUUCAGCGGACAUGUAUACAAUAUAAGGCCUCUUAGUAUGGUGCAUUCGAGGCAAUUAUUCCAUACAAGAUUAUUCAACUCUGAAGAAAAAUGUCCAUCAUACCUCGAAGAAAUUUCUGGUCAGAUCUUGGAUAAAUGUGCUGGCUUACCUUUGGCAAUCACAGCUAUAUCUGGUGUGUUGGCUGAUAAGGCAAGUGAAAAGGAAAUAUGGGACCAAGUGAAGGAUUUAAUUGGUCGUGCGCUAAGAAAUUCUAGUGUCGAAGACAUGGUAAACAUAAUAUCCCUUAGUUACUUGGAUCUUCCUCCUCAUCUUAAAACAUGUCUACUAUACCUGAGUAUAUUUCCAGAAGGGCACAUUAUUGAGAAGGAGAAUUUGAUAAGGAGGUGGAUUGGCGAGGGAUUCAUUCAGAAAAAAUCUGGCUAUACAGUAUAUGAGUCAGGAGAGAUGUGUUUCAAUGACCUCAUCAACAGGAAUUUGAUCCAGCCUGCGAAGUUGGACGAGACAUUUGGUGACGAGGUGAAGAAUUGCUGUGUUCAUGACACCGUUCAUAAUUUCAUCGUAUCUAAGGCUGUUGAAGAGAACUUUGUUACUAUAGUAGGUGUACCUGGUGUUAUAAAUCCUGAUCCCAAGGCCAAGAUUCGUCGAGUGUCUCUACAGAAUGAUGGCGAGGUUCCGCCGAGUCUUGAUGUAUCUAGUGCCCGAUCACUCCAUGUGUUUGGCCGUAAUGUGAAGAUCCCAUCUUUGUCGGAGUUUCGACUCUUGCGUGUUCUGGACUUUGAGAAUUGUUCACAGUUAGAAGAUGAUCACCUUGUGGGUAUUGGAAAUUUGUUGCAGCUCAAGUACCUGAGGUUCAAACAUGCCAAAGCCGUCAUGAAGAUUCCAGAACAGGUGGCAAUGCUGCAUCAUUUGGAGAUUGACGUGAAUGGAUACGGCAAACUAAUGGAAAUCCCUAUGACCAUCCAAGAACGGUUGGCCUGUUAUGUAACUCUAUGUGUUGAUGGUUAUGAAACAGUACCGGAUGAGAUCGCGGCCAUGCAGGGAUUGCGAGUGUUGGAAGGUCUCAAUAUUUAUACUCAGUCAACGGAAUUUCUAAAGAGGCUUGGCCAACUGAAAAAACUGAGGAAGCUGGGCAUAAUAUGGAACAUGUAUGAUAUGGGUAAUUGUGAUGUUAAUUACGACAAAGAGGAGGAGGAGAUCGAGGAGGAUGAGGAGGAGUUUCUCUCUUCCAUAUGUGAGCUCGGCAAAGCAGGCCUCGAGUCUCUACACAUAUUUGUAAGGGAGGCAGCAGAUGCGUACUUCAAGCGUUCAUGGUUUCCUGAUCCACAGUGUGGCCUUCGAGAGCUUAUCAUCGUGGGGGACUUCCUCUCGGAGGUUCCGACAUGGGUGGCCUCGCUCGUCAACCUUGAGAAGCUAUGCAUCACAAUGCGAGUGAUCAAUGAGAGAGACAUGGAGAUACUGAGAGGCUUGCCCAGCUUGCGCCAUCUUCGCAUCUACGCGGAUGCGGAUGAGGAUGAUGUGUCUGAGUCACGGGCUGCUAUGGAGAAAGCAAUGGAGGAACAUCCAAACCGUCCUACCUUGGUUUGGUAUGAGGAUUAACUCUAGGGUUUUUGGCUACCUUGAGGUGUUAACAAAAGGUGAGAGGAGCAAGCAAAACUGCAGUUUGUGCUACAUCCUCCGGGUGGUACCAUUAUGUUUAAAUUUUCGUUUAUGUUUCAGAAACAUAAAUAAAGGAUCAUAUGAAUUCCAUCUUGUAUCUUGAAAUGUCGUGUCUGCUACUUGGAAUAGCAUAACAUCAUAUUUAUUUGAACCGGCUAUACUGUCAAAAUUGUUGUGAUGAGAAAAGUCAUCUGGAUAAAACUGUUGUUUGGCUACUUAUUGGCUGGCCGUGUGACUAUAAGCUGAAUGUUUGAAAUACGAAGCUUUGUUGUUUUGUUGA